Messenger RNA from Nicrophorus vespilloides, 848 nucleotides. RefSeq names its product transcription initiation factor TFIID subunit 11 (gene Taf11). Gene Ontology annotation, cellular component: nucleus; transcription factor TFIID complex. Gene Ontology annotation, biological process: RNA polymerase II preinitiation complex assembly; transcription initiation at RNA polymerase II promoter. Gene Ontology annotation, molecular function: protein heterodimerization activity; transcription coactivator activity. NCBI's taxonomy places the organism in Eukaryota, Metazoa, Arthropoda, Insecta, Coleoptera, Silphidae. The transcript has 3 exons. Bases 96 to 755 code for a protein of 219 amino acids. The record is from RefSeq and is a predicted model, not a curated record.
GAGUAAGUUAAACCCCGUACCAAACGCAGGUUAAGCUACAGCCUGACAGCUGCUGUCAGCGUUUGCUACCGCGCGAAAUUCAAAUCGAAUAAACCAUGGAGAACAUCCUGAAGAAGGAUUCCGAUAUGGACGUGGACCCCAAGGUCCUGGAGCAGCUCAAGGACGACCUGAACAGCACGAACUCCGAUUCCGAAUUGGACGAUGAAGACUCCAGGGAUGCAGCGCUCGCCAUCGAAGAGAACAUGCUCAAAGACGAUGAUUGUGAAUUGAAUCUGAGCUUCUCCGAUGAAAUGAAGAUGGAUAUCAAGGAUGAACCUUUCGAUCCUGAGAUGCUUCUGCAGGAUGUACCACCUAUCAUGUCUUCAAAUUCCAAGAAAAAGGAUACAAGGACGAAGAAGGAGAUUGAGGAGGAGGAGAGAGAGAAGAUGCAUAGGGUUUUGGUUUCCAACUUCACUGAGGAGCAGCUCGACCGAUAUGAGAUGUACAGGAGAGCCGCCUUCCCAAAAGCUGCUAUCAAAAGACUGAUGCAGACGAUUACCGGGUGCUCCGUUUCCCAAAACGUAGUCAUCGCCAUGGCUGGUAUUGCCAAAGUAUUUGUUGGAGAAGUCGUGGAAGAAGGAUUGGAUGUAAUGGAAGAGGUGUGCGAGGUGGGACCGCUGCAGCCGAAGCAUCUGCGGGAGGCCGUGCGAAGGAUGAGACAAGACGGAGGGAUUCCGAGCGGUCGAAUGCACAACAAGAACAGCUUCAAAUUAUGAUAAGGAAGCCUCCCGCCCUCAUCCGAAGAACGCCCAUAAAGAGAUAAAGAUUUGUUUACAUAUCCGUUAUAUAAAUAGCUUAAAUAUAUAUAU